This is a messenger RNA of Frankliniella occidentalis (western flower thrips), 1170 nucleotides long. Its product is annotated as farnesol dehydrogenase-like. Lineage: Eukaryota; Metazoa; Arthropoda; Insecta; Thysanoptera; Thripidae. The record is from RefSeq and is a predicted model, not a curated record. Bases 214 to 990 code for a protein of 258 amino acids. The transcript has 6 exons. Gene Ontology annotation, molecular function: oxidoreductase activity.
UCGCCGAGCUGACUGUGAGCUGCAGUGACGGUCCGUUGCCCCUGCUGGACGGACCUCUUUUUAAAGUGUUUCUCUCGUCUUUUCGUCUUUCGUCGCGCGCGGUGUGUAUUCACGGCAAUCACGCUGAAAAUUCACCGUGGCUGAAGCCAAAACUGUCCGAGACCAACCACCUUUCCAGUUGCCAACUUUCGUGAACAACUUAUUUCCAAGGCCAUGGAGCGCUGGAGCGGACGGGUGGCGGUGGUCACGGGGGCGAGCGCGGGCAUCGGGGCCGCCAUCGUGCGAGACCUGGCGAGCGCGGGCGUGCGCGUCGUGGGGCUGGCGCGCCGCGAGGACAAGCUGCAGGUCCUUGCCGACGAGCUCGCCGGCCAGGGAAGUCCCGGGGAGCUGAUCUGCGUGCGCUGCGACGUGUCGGACACGAGCGACGUGCAGGCCGCCUUCGAGCGCAUCGAGGAGCAGGUCGGCGCCGUGAGCGUGCUGGUCAACAACGCAGGCGUCAUGAUUCCGCAGCGUGUCCAAGACAUGUCCAACGAGGCCAUGGCCGCCAUCGUGAACACCAACAUCCUGGGGCUGACGUCGUGCUGCAGGGAGGUCAUCAACAACAUGAAGAAGCACGGCACCACGGACGGGCACAUCGUCAACAUCAACAGUUUCUUGGGACACUACGUCCCCGUCUUCGACAACCCCGAUUUCAGCGUGGCCGUGUACGCCGGAUCGAAGCACGCUGUCACCGCCAUCUGUCAGGGUCUGCGCUCCGAGCUGAAGCACAUGCACCGCGACGGCUACAGGAUCAAAGUCACGAGCGUGAGCCCUGGCCCCGUGCUCACCGACAUGUUCGGCGAUGACCUCAGGGACGCCAUAUCCCCAGAGGAGGUGCAACGCCUCCUGAAGGCCUCAGAUAUAUCCAGAGCGGUGUGCUUUGCACUCGCCAGUCCUCCAGAUGUUGAGAUGGUUGAGAUGACGAUCCAGGCGACCGGACACCUGACCUGAUAGACGUCCAAAAUAUCGGACGACACCCGAUAGAGGAAUAGAACUCCUUGCUUUGUGUUUGCUUUCUAUUUACUUAUUCUGUAUUGUGUAAGACAAUUGAUUUUUACCCAUUGGUAUUUUUGAAUUCACACUGUAAUAAAGAGCAUAAAUGGUUCUGAGAAUUCCUUAGAACCAACUAUA